AUGUCAAAUGGACACCAGGAGACACCCCCUGUGCAUGGUGAGAUGUCCAGCUUGCGCCAACAGCUGCCCGAGGGGGACACAAAAGAAGAACCUUCCAAGACGAACGUAAAAACCAAGGCACAAAAACAAAAGGAAGAAAUUGAAGAAAUUAUAAAAAAAAGCGAAAACAUAACAGUAGAGCGUUCCUUUUCCUUUAACAGAAGUGACAUAACGAUUAAGCCGGAACUCCUAAAAGAGCUCAUUACGCAAAAGUACCGGAAGCUCUUUCAGCGGCAUGACAAGGACUGCGGAAGUAGCGAAAUUCAAAUCAUCAUUUUGACUUUCAAAAUAUUUUUCCUUACAGAGCAUAUGAAGCGGAACAAAAAGGACUUUGCGUGCUUGAGAGGCCUCUUCAAAUGUGUAAGCAAACGAAGAAGGUUGCUCGUCUACCUAGGAAGGAAAAACAGAGACACAUUUGACAAAAUCACGAAUUAUUUUAAAAUUAAAAAACCGCUGCUUCCAGGGACAGCUGAAUAUUACAACAAAGAUCUGAAGUAUGUUCAUUUCCGCAACACGAAGAGGUUUAAAAACAGCGCGGAGCGGAAGAAAAAGGUUAAGGCGAAGAAUAAGAAGGUGCACACGGACAAAAUUUUGUUCGGCGACUGA
Plasmodium fragile is the source of this 645-nucleotide messenger RNA. Its product is annotated as ribosomal protein S15. Gene Ontology annotation, molecular function: structural constituent of ribosome. Gene Ontology annotation, cellular component: ribosome. The coding region runs from base 1 to 645 and encodes 214 amino acids. Lineage: Eukaryota; Apicomplexa; Aconoidasida; Haemosporida; Plasmodiidae. Gene Ontology annotation, biological process: translation. The record is from RefSeq and is a predicted model, not a curated record. The transcript has 3 exons.